AAAUUUGUAUAAGUUCCCAGCAUUUAUCCAUAUUCUGAAAAGUUCUUCUUCACCCGCUCUCCAGUUUCUGCAUCACCUACCUUUUCAAAGUUCAAACGGUGAAAGAUAUAUCCUCAGCAGUCAGGCUUUUGCUUCCAGUAAAGGGUAUAACUAUUAAGUUUCAGGCGGUCAUAAACAGAUAAAAAUAGAACAUUGGAGUUUGUUGAGUCGCAAGAAUGAAGUUUGGUAAGGAAUUCAAAAGGGAAAUGGUCCCAGAGUGGAUAGAAGCUUAUGUGGAUUACAAUGGACUCAAACAAAUAUUACAGGAUAUCCGCCGUUCCAAGGAAAGCAAACAGCCUCCAACUCCUGCAAGAAGCUUAGAUCAGAGGUUGGCAUUAUAUCGGAACUUUAGUGGUCUAAAUCUACAAUCCGGUACUCAGAAUACUGGUGAUAUUGAGGACCAGGUGAUAGCAGUGAACACGGUGCAACAUGAAAACUCCGGAAAGUUUUACAUAACAAAAUUCCUGGGAUCUCCUGAAGGAGCAGAGAAUGAAAUUAGUUUCUUUAACAAACUAGACCAUGAGUUCAACAAGGUUAAUACCUUCUAUAAGGACAAGGUGGAUGAAGUCAUGAGGGAAGUAACUUUGCUGAAUAAACAGAUGGACGCAUUGAUUGCGUUACGUAUCAAGGUGAUGGAUCCUGGUUUCGAUGCUUUUGGUUCCCUUCAACGUCUUUCAUUUGACAUUAACAAUUCAACGCCCUCGAGGAUUACAUCUCCUCUCAGAAUGACAACUGUAGAUACAGAUCAUAUGCCUGUAGGCACAAGUUUUGACCCAAGUUACAGCAGACAAGGUUCUAGUACUAAUGCUUCACAUCCUAAAGUUCCCAUUAACCGUACUUUAAGAGAGAAGAGAGAUAUUGAUUCACAGAAAUCAGAUCCUCUUGAAAUCCUAGAUCACAUUAAGAUUGUUAAUACGUUUGAAAGUCCGAUGUCGACUAUAAGAGGUGUCUUGAGAGAAUCCAAAGAGAAUGAUUUGAGUUAUAAGAAAGAGGAACUAAAGAAGGUUGAACAGAGGCUGAAGAUUAUUUUCUUUGAGUUCUAUCAAAAACUUCGCCUUCUAAAACACUUCAGCUAUAUGAACCUUUCUGCAUUGGCCAAGAUCCUCAAAAAAUAUGAAAAGAUUACAUCUAGAAAAGCAGCAAGGUCAUACAUGAAAAUGGUGGAUAAAUCCUACCUUGGAAGCUCUGAGGAGGUUACUAGUCUUCUGGACAGGGUAGAGACCACCUUCAUCAAGCAUUUUUCACACUCAAACCGCAGAAAAGGCAUGAAAAUAUUGCGUCCAAAGCAUAAAAUAGAGAAACAUCGCAUAACAUUCCUGUCAGGUUUUCUCUCUGGUUGCUCGAUUGCUCUACUAGUUGCUUUUAUUCUAUUAAGAGAUGACAGAAAGCUGAUGGAUAAAGAAGAAGGGACCUCUUAUUUGGACAAGAUAGUCCCACUUUACAGUUUUUAUGCAUACAUUGUGCUGCAUAUGCUUUUAUAUGCUGCAAACAUAUAUUUCUGGAGGCGCUACAAAAUAAACUAUGCGUUUAUCUUUGGUUUCAAGCAAGGAACCGAGUUAAGCUAUAGGGAAGUCUUUCUUCUUAGUAAUGGUCUCGCAAUGCUUGUCUUUGCCGCUCUCCUGAUGCAUCUGCACAUGAAUUCAAGAGCUGAAGAAUAUGUAACACCUAUUGAAUAUGUUCCUUUGGGAUUGAUGGCGGUUCUUCUUUUUAUUACUUUCUGCCCAUUUAACAUCAUUUAUCGCUCAAGUCGUUUGUUCCUUAUAAGAUGCGUCUUUCGCUGCAUCUGCGCUCCUCUUUACAAGGUUACUCUUCCAGAUUUCUUUCUAGCAGAUCAACUUACUAGCCAGAUUGAGGCAAUAAGGAGUUUGGAGUACUACAUUUGCUAUUAUACGUGGGUUAAAUCUUCUCAUGGACAUAAUACGUGCCAAAGUCACAAUGUGUAUAACAUAUUUUACUUCAUCCUAGCGGUCAUACCAUAUUGGUUUCGGUUUUUCCAGUGUAUCCGUCGACUGUUUGAAGAGAAAGAUCAAUCACAGGCAUACAAUGCCUUGAGAUACUUUUUGACAAUUCUGGCAGUUGUUAUUAAAACAGCUUAUAGUCUGAGAAAAAGUUUGGCUUGGGAGGUGUUGGCUAUUCUUAGCUCACUUGUCACAACUCUUUUCAACACAUACUGGGAUAUAGUUGUAGAUUGGGGGUUAUUGAGAAGGAAGUCCAAGAACAAGUUCUUGCGGGAUAAGCUCGUACUGCGCCAUAAAAGUGUAUACUUCAUAGCCAUGGUCUUAGAUGUCUUGCUUAGAUUUGCUUGGCUACAACUGGUAUUGAAAUUUAAUGUGCCCUCUUUGCAAGGAAGUACUGUCUCAAGCAUAUUUGCUUGCCUAGAAGUAAUUCGACGUGGCAUGUGGAAUUUUUUCAGGUUGGAAAAUGAACACCUGAACAAUGUAGGGAAAUAUCGCGCAUUCAAGUCAGUACCACUUCCUUUCGUUUACCAUGAAGAGGAUGAUGAGGACAAAGAAGAAUAAAGGCGAACAUAAUGUCUAUUCAUUAACUCAUCAGAUUUCUGGCGACUGCCAAAACUCUACUCUAGCAACCAAUAAAAGUCAUUCACAAUGAAGAAUUAAUUCACAUGUCAAAUGCUGCCUGAUAACAACAUUUCACAUCAAAGCUCAAGAAGUUUUCUACACUUCUGGACCUAAAGGAAGAUCAGGAUUUUGAACACAUGUGAAAAGAGGUUAAUAUUCAGAAACAAAGACUAGGCAGACCACAGAAAGCUGCAGAUCUCUUUAAGGGUUAUUUAUUCGGCCCUUAACUUCAGAAUAAGGCAAGAUCAGUGGGGAUGAGGAGGAGAGAGAGAAUACAAAAAGUUACAAAAAAGAAAAAGAACAGAAAAGAUAUAUUCUUAAAAAUUAUUUUAAUGUAUAUUUCAAGGAUGCAAUCACACAUACUACAUCUGCGCAUGGUAUAGCGAACCAAGUAAACUUUCUUUAUUAGUAUUAUUUUCAAACCAAUAGUGCAAUUUCUAGUUGAGAAUGAUACUGAACCAGUUAUACAUUGAUA
Nicotiana attenuata is the source of this 3093-nucleotide messenger RNA. RefSeq names its product phosphate transporter PHO1 homolog 10. Gene Ontology annotation, molecular function: inositol hexakisphosphate binding. NCBI's taxonomy places the organism in Eukaryota, Viridiplantae, Streptophyta, Magnoliopsida, Solanales, Solanaceae. The transcript is spliced from 14 exons. The coding region runs from base 216 to 2558 and encodes 780 amino acids. The record is from RefSeq and is a predicted model, not a curated record. Gene Ontology annotation, cellular component: cytoplasm; plasma membrane; trans-Golgi network. Gene Ontology annotation, biological process: cellular response to phosphate starvation; phosphate ion transport.